This is a messenger RNA of Carlito syrichta (Philippine tarsier), 3019 nucleotides long. It is a transcript of the gene AASS, whose product is annotated as aminoadipate-semialdehyde synthase. Gene Ontology annotation, molecular function: saccharopine dehydrogenase activity. Bases 124 to 2904 code for a protein of 926 amino acids. The record is from RefSeq and is a predicted model, not a curated record. NCBI's taxonomy places the organism in Eukaryota, Metazoa, Chordata, Mammalia, Primates, Tarsiidae. The transcript has 24 exons. Gene Ontology annotation, cellular component: cytoplasm.
GAGCAAACACCCCCUCCUCCCCGGGCCCCCAUCCCAAUUUCUGCUCGCUGUUCGGAGCCUGCCCUGCCCGGACGCUGGAGCUCGGGGACCAAGACGGCGCCCCAGAGCGGACGAGGUGUCAAGAUGCUGCAAGUACAUAGAACCAGAGUGGGCAGACUGGGGGUCAGCUUCUCCAAGGGUCUUCACCACAAGGCUGUGGUGGCCCUCAGGCGGGAGGAUGUGAAUGCUUGGGAGAGAAGAGCUCCUCUAGCCCCCAGGCACAUCAAAGGCAUCACCAAUCUGGGAUACAAGGUUUUGAUACAGCCUUCAAAUCGGCGGGCCAUCCAUGAUAAGGAAUAUGUUAAAGCUGGUGGCGUUCUUCAGGAGGAUAUUUCUGAAGCUUGUCUAAUUUUGGGAGUUAAAAGACCUCCAGAGGAAAAAUUAAUGUCCAGGAAGACUUAUGCAUUUUUCUCCCAUACCAUAAAAGCUCAAGAGGCCAAUAUGGGCUUGUUGGAUGAGAUUCUAAAACAGGAAAUUCGACUUAUUGAUUAUGAGAAAAUGGUGGACCAUAGAGGUGUCCGAGUAGUAGCAUUUGGACAGUGGGCCGGCGUGGCAGGGAUGAUCAACAUUUUACACGGAAUGGGUUUGAGACUCCUUGCUUUGGGACACCAUACACCUUUUAUGCAUAUUGGCAUGGCCCACAACUACAGGAAUAGCAGUCAGGCUGUGCAAGCUGUCCGUGAUGCUGGCUAUGAAAUAUCUCUGGGCUUGAUGCCAAAGUCGAUAGGGCCCUUAACAUUUGUGUUCACAGGGACUGGCAAUGUAUCCAAGGGAGCCCAAGAAAUCUUCAAUGAGCUACCUUGUGAAUAUGUGGAGCCCCAUGAAUUAAAAGAAGUUUCCCAAACUGGAGACCUCAGAAAAGUGUAUGGGACGGUGUUAAGUCGCCAUCAUCAUCUUGUCAGGAAAACAGAUGGUGUAUAUGAUCCUGUAGAGUAUGACAAAUAUCCUGAGCGCUACAUAAGUCGUUUUAAUACUGAUAUUGCACCCUAUACAACCUGCUUAAUCAAUGGAAUCUACUGGGAACAAAACACCCCUCGCUUACUAACCCGCCAAGAUGCUCAAAGUCUCCUGGUUCCAGCCAAGUCCUCAGUUGCUGGUGUGGAAGGCUGCCCCACGUUGCCACACAAACUUGUGGCAAUAUGUGACAUUUCAGCAGACACGGGAGGAUCUAUAGAGUUUAUGACUGAGUGUACGACAAUAGAGCAUCCCUUCUGCAUGUACGAUGCGGAUCAGCAUAUUAUCCAUGACAAUUUCGAAGGCUCUGGGAUUCUAAUGUGUUCCAUUGACAAUUUGCCAGCACAGCUUCCAAUUGAAGCCACAGAAUGCUUUGGAGACAUGCUUUACCCUUAUGUUGAAGAAAUGAUAUUAUCAGAUGCCACACAGCCUCUUGAAAGUCAGAAUUUUUCUCCUGUGGUGAGAGAUGCAGUGAUUACAUCCAACGGUACAUUACCUGAUAAAUAUAAAUAUAUCCAGAAACUCCGGGAAAGCAGGGAACAUGCUCAGUCACUUUCAGUGGGCACCAAGAAAAAGGUCUUGGUUCUUGGAUCUGGCUACGUAUCUGAACCUGUAUUAGAAUACCUGUCAAGAGAUGGCAAUAUAGAAAUAACAGUAGGCUCUGACAUGAAGAAUCAAAUUGAACAGUUAGGCAAGAAAUAUAAUAUUAAUCCUGUUAGCAUGGACAUUUGUAAACAAGAAGAGAAGUUGGGCUCCUUGGUGGCAAAACAAGAUCUUGUCAUCAGCUUGUUGCCUUAUGUAUUGCAUCCUCUUGUGGCUAAGGCAUGCAUCACAAGCAAAGUUAACAUGGUCACUGCAAGCUACAUCACACCAGCACUAAAAGAAUUGGAAAAGAGUGUGGAAGAAGCUGGAAUUACAGUCAUUGGCGAAUUAGGAUUGGACCCUGGUCUUGAUCAUAUGUUGGCAAUGGAAACAAUAGACAAGGCCAAAGAAGUGGGAGCCACAAUUGAAUCGUAUAUUUCCUACUGCGGUGGACUUCCAGCCCCUGAACAUUCAAACAAUCCAUUGAGAUAUAAAUUUAGCUGGAGUCCAGUGGGAGUUUUGAUGAAUAUAAUGCAGCCUGCCACCUACCUGCUCAAUGGAAAGGUUGUGAACGUUGCAGGGGGAGUCUCCUUUCUUGACGCAGUUACUUCCAUGGAUUUUUUCCCGGGGUUAAAUCUGGAAGGCUAUCCUAACAGAGACAGUACAAAAUAUGCUGAGAUUUAUGGCAUUCCGUCUGCUCACACUUUGUUGCGGGGGACACUGAGGUAUAAGGGAUAUACCAAAGCUUUGAAUGGAUUUGUAAAACUGGGUCUUAUAAACAGAGAAGCAUUUCCCACCCUACGACCUGAGGCCAGCCCUCUCACCUGGAAAGAACUCCUCUGUGAUCUAGUUGGGAUUUCACCCUCCUCUAAGUCCGACAUACUGAAGGAAGCUAUUCUUAAGAAGCUCGGAGGGGAUAAUGCCCAGCUGGAGGCUGCUGAAGGGUUGGGCUUACUUGGGGAUGAACAAGUUCCCCGGGCAGAGUCCAUUGUGGAUGCACUCUCCAAGCAUUUGGUCAUGAAGCUUUCCUAUGGCCCUGAAGAAAAAGAUAUGAUUGUGAUGAGAGACAGCUUUGGAAUCAGGCAUCCUUCUGGACAUUUAGAGAAUAAAACUAUUGAUCUUGUGGUUUAUGGGGAUAUCAAUGGCUUUUCAGCCAUGGCUAAAACUGUGGGGUUACCUACUGCCAUGGCAGCCAAAAUGUUGCUUGAUGGUGAAAUUGAAGCUAAAGGCCUAAUGGGGCCAUUUUCAAAGGAGAUUUAUGGACCAAUAUUAGAGCGAAUUAAAGCAGAAGGCAUUAUAUAUACUGUACAAAGUACAAUUAAACCAUAAUUGGGAAUUUUUUUUUGUUUUAUCUUUCCUGGAAGCACAGCUCUAAAUAUCAGUGUGACAAACAUGCUUCCUAAUGUGUUAUUUUAAAGUCUGAAGAAUAAUAUGUCUUGAUUAA